AUGGGUACCUCGUUAGCGAAGGAUGCCCGAGCACUACAACGCCAGAUCUCUACCUUGCACGCAGACUCGGAAGCCACGCUGAUUACAUACUCCAAGCUACUGCACAAGUACCCCGAAGACCGUCGCGCCUUGCUCGGACUGCUCGACGCGACCGCACACAGCAUCAUCGAGGGGUGGAGGCUACGAGCGCUGGAUGACCACACGAACGCACGAGGAGCCUUCAAUAGCCUGGAGAAGGGACGGUGGGUAGAGUUCGGCUGGCUUGAACUUGACAUCGCCUUCGCAUCGGUCUGGAUCGACCGACCGACCUUUCUAGUGCAACUGCGAGCACUGCACGACAAGACCAAGCUCGACUGGAACACAGCUGUUGGCCUCAUCGCAACUGCUAAGGGCAACGCUCGCGACGUCAAACCAACACACCUUAAACGCGCACUAGAAGAAGCGCGAGCAACAGAGAGAAGCGCGACAGCCACGCACGCAAAGACAGCCAAUCAAGGCGAUCAGAGGGAGGAGGACAGAUCGGCAACUGACGAUUGGGAGGUACAGGAAAGCAGCGCAGAGCGAGACGGAGACGGAGACGUAACGCUCGUAGAUCACGACCCACCGACGCAGGAGAGCCUCGAUCACCCACCCAUCACCCAGUCUGAUCCCCCAAGCUGGGGCGACGACGACACGUGCUUAGACGACGGCAUCGUGCCGGUACACGAGACCGGAAGGCAGCAUCUCAAACGUCAAAAUCUCGACGAGCAGCGUAUCGGCCCGCAACAGCUCGACCGAACACGCCUUAUCACGAUGGCCACAGGUAAUACCCAAAGCGCACAGCCUGAAACCCGGGUCGAGACGGUGAGACGGUGGAAGCAAGAACUUGAGGACAGUCGCGCGAAGGCAAGACAGUCACGAGAAGCAAAUGUCGCUGCUGGACUACAUCUCGAGGAAACGACCGAUGUGACGAAUCUCAACGCUCGCAAAAGGGUCGCGCGUGUUGCGUUUGGCAUCCCAGAUGAUGACAGCCAGAUGGGUGAUCAAGCUGCUCGAAAGGCCGUGGCGGAUGCGACGACCGAGCUGGAACGGACAUCAAGUGCGUGGAAGGCCGAUCGAGAGGAAACUGCACGGAGGGAAGCAGAAUUCGUCGAUAUCACGCGUGUAGUGCUCGAGGGGGUAUGA
Messenger RNA from Alternaria infectoria, 1164 nucleotides. RefSeq lists its product as uncharacterized. The coding region runs from base 1 to 1164 and encodes 387 amino acids. NCBI's taxonomy places the organism in Eukaryota, Fungi, Ascomycota, Dothideomycetes, Pleosporales, Pleosporaceae. The transcript has a single exon. The record is from RefSeq and is a predicted model, not a curated record.